Molecule: messenger RNA, 2068 nt
Organism: Annulohypoxylon maeteangense
Lineage: Eukaryota; Fungi; Ascomycota; Sordariomycetes; Xylariales; Hypoxylaceae
Product: UEV-domain-containing protein
Exons: 4
Coding region: 79-1728 (549 amino acids)
Biological process (GO): protein modification process; protein transport; endosome to lysosome transport
Cellular component (GO): ESCRT I complex
Molecular function (GO): ubiquitin binding
Source: RefSeq, a predicted model, not a curated record
CGAUUAUCUAACCUCAACACCAACUUAUUAUCAUGACGUUACGGCCUCAACGAUAACCUGCUGUUUACGAACCUCAACAUGGUCGUCCAGCAGCAUGUGCUAAAUUGGUUAUAUAGCGUUCUGACAAGUGAAUACCAAGAUGUCAAUCGAACGUAUAACGAUGUAGCCCAGGCACUGUCUCAAUACCCUUCGCUGUCCCCGAGGACAGAUGUCCAUACUUUCGACAAUGGCGUGUCUGCCCUCCUCUUACACCUCUCCGGUACCAUCCCCGUCAUAUUCCGUGGGACCACAUACCGAUUUCCUAUCUCGUUAUGGAUACCACACGCCUACCCACGAGAGGCACCUCUUGGAUAUGUUACGCCUGCCGAGAACAUGAUGGUACGGCCUGGUCAACAUGUCGACCCUCAGGGACGUAUAUAUCAUCCCUACUUGGUGGGCUGGGCAGAAUUUUGGGAUAAAUCUUCUCUACUAGACUUCAUUGCAAUACUCAGGGACAUAUUUGCAAAGGAGCCUCCAGUGGUCUCUCGGCAGCAAGCCCAUAUUGCACCUAUACAUCAAUCUGCUCCGACUCCAACACCCCCACCAGUUCCGCCUUUGCCUCCGGACAUAUCGAGACAACCCCUCCAGCAGAUCUCCUCCUCACACAUAAACGAUUCGAGACCGCCCCCGCCUCCUCCUAAAGAUAGUGACCUACCUCAGGUAAUAUCUGGGCCAUCUACCGUCAUGGACGGGCCUCCACGACCACCUCUGCCAGAUGAGUUCCGGCGACAAUCUAGUCAGUACAGUACUCCAGCAGGGGCAAGCCCAACACCGCAGUUGAAUCGAAUGUCCAGAUACGACGCCGCCCCUCCACUACCACCCCAACAAGCCCCGCCUCAGCCAACCCAAUCGUAUCAACAACCACCCCCGAACCUACAAUAUCAGCCUCAACCUCAGCAACAGCAACAACAUGCGUAUCUGCAUGUCGACCCUUCGACUGGGCUCGCACCGCAAGAUUCCCGCCGCGUAUCUAUAAUAUCCCCUGUCACUCCCAUCCCCUACAACCCAGCUGCCCCUCCUGGGUCGUCAUCAUACGGCGGUCCACCACCGAACUGGCAACAUCCCGUACAACAACAGCCCCCGGCGCAACCAAAGCCCAAGCCACUCCCACCCCCUGACCUAAUGGACGAGCCUUUCUCCCUUGCCCUUCCUUCCUCUUCGGCAACCAACCUUUCCCCUCCCCCCAUCCCUCCCAACCCCGAGAAAGACGCUCUGCUACGACAACUCGCCUCGACUCUCCACAGCCUACGUCAGCGCGCCCGCUCGCACAACGAAUCUUCUCUCUUGGGUCUAGCCGCGCAACGUAACGCCAUGCUGGCUGCGCUUCAAAACCUGCAAUCCGACUCCGCCUCUCUAACUCCUCUCACCUCCAUGCUUGCCUCCAACACGUCCAUCCUCCAGAACUCCCUGCAGGAAGCGGAUCGCGUGAUAUCUAGCGCGCAAACUCGCGAGCCCCCUCCCAUCGACGAUUUAUUAGUCGCCCCCACUGUCGCCGCGAAUCAGUUAUACGACGUUGUUGCCGAGGAGCGAGCGCUAGGCGACGCUAUCUUCGUGCUGGGGAGAGCAGUCGAGCGCGGCAGGAUUAGCCCUGCCGUAUUCGCCAAGACCACCCGCAGCCUAGCCCGUGAGUGGUUCUUGAAGAAGGCACUUGCGAGGAAGAUAGGGAGGGGUAUGGGGCUUGCUGGGUAAAUAGCUUCCUAGGUAGGUACCUUGGAGAUGGGAAAUGUGGAUAAGCUAUUAUUUAGGUCUUAGGGUUAAGUUGGUAACCUCCUUUUGCGUUGAUCUUGCUCAGUAACAAUGGUAGUUACAGGGAAUGGGUCGCCAUAACAGGAUCACGCGGAAGUAAACAAACUAGUGAGAUGUACCGAGGUCUCGGAUGGGUUCAUCAUAAACGAACCCUAUGAUAAACUACGACGACGACGAUGACAACGAUAACCGACCAAGAGAUUACGCAGUCAAUUAGACAGCUGACUAGCUGUUCAGGUAUACCAAGAAAUAAAUGAGAGGACUCGUUUCUGAUAUCUUGAAU